Molecule: messenger RNA, 636 nt
Organism: Aspergillus welwitschiae
Lineage: Eukaryota; Fungi; Ascomycota; Eurotiomycetes; Eurotiales; Aspergillaceae
Exons: 2
Coding region: 1-636 (211 amino acids)
Source: RefSeq, a predicted model, not a curated record
AUGCAUAUGCUAGAUUCCCGUAUUGAACAAAUACGCAAGGAUACUCAACAGCUAAGCGAGGAUACUCAACAGCUAAGCGAGGAUACUGACUCGCUUAGAGCCUGGAUGUCCGAACUUCACCACGCAUCUGAUCAGUUCUGGCAACGGACGAGCAGUCAAUUCGACAGUGAUGUCGCCGAGAUGAGAGACAGAUUCCUCUCCACGUUCCGAAGAGAAUUUAUGGGCGAUCAGACGGUGGAUAAUCAACGACUCAUUAAUUCAGGAUAUAUUAUGGCCCUUGGAGGUAAUUUCAGAGUGGAUGCCUUCCUAUACCAGGACGAUUCCCGGUAUGUCGAUGGAGAUGGAAAGGUACACCAACCACGCACUGACCGGGAUACCUUUCGGCUUCUCUAUGGGGUUGAUCCUAGCAUUGCUGAGAAGAUCAUUCUGGUACUACAAAGACAUGCCGAAGUCAAAGCCUCUGGCAAGCGUGGAGGAAUCGACGUGUUCGAGGAACGAUUUAAGACAUUCUUACGUGUCUUGGAGUCAGCUAAAUACGCUGGGGAUUAUUUGGAUCCAAUGCGGGAAGAGGAUCAGCUUGGAGAACUUCUAUCAGCGUACAGAGAGUUCUGGAAUGCUAACAAGUUGAUGCGAUAA